CCUACAGCCAGCCAGCUCCAUUAUUUAAGUAUGUCAAGAAUAAGCUUCCUUGAUUUCCAGUAUGGGCUUUCAAAGAGGUUGCAACCAAGAGCCAGCCGGUUGGGGUCCUUAAACUACUACAGACAAUACUCUGGUCUGUCACGUGGUUUCCAGCCAAAUGUGGAAGAGAUAAAGCGAGUUUUCAACAAAUUUGAUACCAACAAGGAUGGGAAGAUCUCUUGGGAGGAGUAUUGCUCAGUUUUGAAAGCGCUAGGGAAGCCUGGGGUGGUGGAGCGUGAAGUGGAGAAGAUAUUUCAGGUUGCUGAUUUGGACGGAGAUGGGUUCAUUGAUUUCAAAGAAUUCAUGGAGGUUCAGCACAAGGGAGGUGGGAUACGGACGAUGGACAUACGCAAUGCGUUUCAUAUGUUUGAUUUAGAUGGAAAUGGGAAGAUAAGUGCUGUUGAAUUACAGGAGAUGCUGGGAAGACUUGGGGAACACUGUAGCCACAAGGAUUGCAUGGAGAUGGUGAGAGCUGUUGACACCAACGGGGAUGGCUUUAUUGACAUGGAUGAGUUCAUUUACAUGAUGACCACCCCCCCAACUUCAAAUUAAUCAACAUUAAUUCUCUUCUUCCCCUUCCC
Molecule: messenger RNA, 620 nt
Organism: Telopea speciosissima
Lineage: Eukaryota; Viridiplantae; Streptophyta; Magnoliopsida; Proteales; Proteaceae
Product: calmodulin-like protein 30
Exons: 1
Coding region: 31-591 (186 amino acids)
Molecular function (GO): calcium ion binding
Source: RefSeq, a predicted model, not a curated record